Molecule: messenger RNA, 883 nt
Organism: Cannabis sativa
Lineage: Eukaryota; Viridiplantae; Streptophyta; Magnoliopsida; Rosales; Cannabaceae
Exons: 1
Coding region: 112-474 (120 amino acids)
Source: RefSeq, a predicted model, not a curated record
CCCCCAAUAUAGAGAGACUUAAAUCUCAUUUUGUGUCUAUACAUAAAUUUUUUUUCUUUACUCUAAAAGGGUUUGGUUUGGUUUUGGUUUUGGGUCUAAAAAUCUUCAAGUAUGGGAAAUUGCUUGGAGUCAUGCUUAAAUAGAGAGCAAGAAAAAUAUGAUGAUGAUAAUAAGAAGAAGAAUAUGAUUUUGGAGCAACAAGAAAAAGAAGAUUUUGGGUUUGUGAAGGAAAGUAGUUCAAGAAAAGGGAGUCUAAGAUUGAAGAUUGUUUUGAGUAAAGAAGAGCUUGAAUAUUUUAUGGUUCAACUUCAAAACAAAGGUGGUAAAACAUUACAAGAUGUUUUGGAAGAGAUUGAGAAAAGUAGAGGAAAAUUACUUCAUCAUCAUCAUCAUCAAUCUCAUAAUUGUAAUUGGAAACCUUCUUUGGAAAGUAUUGUGGAGUGUUCUGAUGAGGUUGUUGAAAUGGGUAGAUGAAUUUAAUCUUUUUUUUGGUUUUUUUGGGUUUAGAAUGAGGUUUUUGAUGUGGGUUUUGAUCCAAAAUUGUAAUUAUUUAGUUAAGUUUUUGUCAAGUGGUGAAGCCCUUCUUAUAAAGUUGUUGAGACUUUUAAGACAUUUAAACACUUUUUAUUUAGGCUUUUGUUUUGCUUUAAACCCACAUUUGAAACUUAAUUAGGGUACUAAGUUACUUCUUUUCUUCUUCUUAUUUUUAUUUUUCUCUUUUGUGUGUUGAAGAGUGUGUUUCAUACCUAUAUAUAUAUAUAUAUACUUGUUUGCUUAUUCUCACAUCAUGUAAUAUAAGGCUAUUUUUGAGCUUUUUUAGUGAAAAAAAGUUACUUGUUGAUUUACUUGUUAAGAAAUGGUGAAAAAAGAAAAUAUUAUAACA